This is a messenger RNA of Xenopus laevis (African clawed frog), 5633 nucleotides long. It is a transcript of the gene exph5.S, whose product is annotated as exophilin 5 S homeolog. Gene Ontology annotation, biological process: intracellular protein transport. The transcript is spliced from 6 exons. The coding region runs from base 356 to 5416 and encodes 1686 amino acids. NCBI's taxonomy places the organism in Eukaryota, Metazoa, Chordata, Amphibia, Anura, Pipidae. Gene Ontology annotation, molecular function: small GTPase binding. The record is from RefSeq and is a predicted model, not a curated record.
CACUCCGCGCUCACGAGAUACAAAGGGUUGGAGAAGCAAUUUCUCGCUGUCUGUGAUGGUUUCGGGACCUUCAUUAAACUUUACCCAUAAGUGGAACUGUCAGUGAGGUGCUAGGCACGCCCUUCCCCCCAUUGGCUGUUCUGACAACCGGGAGAAGCUCUGCUUUGUGCUCAUUGGUUGGGCAGCACAUCAAUCAGGGAGAAGGCGGUGCAGCAAUAGUUUUGUGCACACUGAGAGAAUGUUACACGAAGUGGCGCUGCUGCUGCUCCGGGAUCCUAGCACCGGACCUACGACUAAUGACAACGCAUUAAUAAUUGUACGAGUGGGUUAAUGUUCUUUCGUUCCCUGGAGGAAAAUGGCUGAAUCUGAGGAGGAAAACCUGGACCUGAGCUUCCUGGAAAGUGAGGAAAUUGACAAGAUCCUGCGAGUGCUGGAGAGGGACGAGCAACUCCGUAACACCGAGAAGAAACGAGUCCGUAAGCUCCAGAGCAAGAAGAAAGACGGCAAAUGGUUACACGCCGCGUCCGGGGAAUGGUUUGAGGAAAUCCAGAAAGAGAAAUUUAAGAAGGAGCGAGAUGUGAGGAACCUGGUGAAGCGGCCCCUUGCCUGUCGGCUGCAGGAGACAAGUCAUCCAAACGACUCGGUCAAUUCUAAAAUGUCAAAACUGGAAAACCUUCCGUCCUCCAAGAAUGUUAAUUCCGGUUCUUCAUUUCUUGGUAUCCGAUCUCCAUUCUCCUUCUUUGGAAAAUUUGCAAAACAAAAUUCUAAGCUACAGGAGAGAGAUUACAUAUUUUCUCCGGCCACGCCAACAUGCAAUGAAGAAAAGAAAAAGGCUGAAUUCCUCCAUUCUAGCAAGAGUGUGAGACAGACAAUUAAAUUCUUUGAAUCGAUUGGAAAGAAAACCAGGGAACACAGAGUACCACCAACCAAUGCUGAAAUUGAAAAAGAAGCUUUUGAGGUUUUAGGAGAGUUGGAUAAGAAGCUAGCGCAAGAGAAGGGCCAACAAGCUAAGAACAACAGAAGUGCAACAAACCACAGGCCAGACAAUCACGAUAAGAAUGGUGGUUCUCUUCACAACAUGCCACAGUCCAGGACUGAAUAUAGCACUUUAUAUGUCCAAGAAAGGCCUCGAACUGUAUCGAUUGGAGAAAGGCAUAGAACACAUGCCACUUACCUGCCUAAUAGGUUUGAUGACACUUAUCCCAACCAUGCACCUCCAAGGCAUGAACUUUCACAAAACAAUAAACUGGAAAAGAGUCCUUCCCUAUUUUCAGCUUUGUCAUGUAAAACACCCAGUUCUAAUCCCAAUGCUGGUACGUUUUCAGCAAAAAGCCUGCCACCUCCAUUGGUUGAGAAGAAAAGUCCUGAGCUACAAGAGAAUAGACUUCAUAAACCUAGGAGGCCGCUUAUCUCCUCUGUCAACUGGGACAUGGUUCAAACUCUUAAUCAGAGCAAAAAGCAUCACAGUGUCUCUAGGACUCAGUCUGAAAUGGACCUUAGUAAUCUUUCUCAAUCCUCUAACCAAAACCGAAUGUACGAACUUUACAGAAACAGAAACUAUCACAGAGAACCUGGAUUUACUAAUGGCAAUACGGCAAAUGUAAAAAUGCAAGUGUCCCACAAUAGAAAUAUUUUAUCCGGGGUGCAAAAAAACCACAAUAGACUUUUCAGGACUCAGUCUGACUUGGAUCUUACUAGUCACAAUAACUCUUGUAAACAAAACCGUAUGUAUGAACUUUACAAAUUCAGAAAUGAUCUUAGAGAGCUUAGGUUAAAAAGCAAUGACCUUAAUACAGCAAAUGCUGUAAAAACGUGUAUUCUUACAAAUAGUUCCCAAAUGAGCCCCACCUACAAAACAAACUCUAGUGUCCCGAUUUCAGCAAAACAUAUCCAGGAAGACAACAACAGUGUCUGGGAGGAGGAAAACAAAGAAAAUGUGUGUAAAUCAACUGAAAUGGAGCCUAAGCAUUUUCACAGAGAUGUGAAACCAAUGGAAACUGAAUGUGAGACUAAAGAUGCAGAAAAUUCAACAACAUACAACGUGCAGAGCAGUUUAUCUAUAAACAUUGAGGCUGCAUUGGUCACCAAUGACGCCAAAAAACACAAGAUCCAGCGUGGCAAGCAAGAUAACACCACAAACCUGAUAAAAAAAGAUAUUACAUUGGAUAUUGGGAAGGAUAAAGCAAGUCAAGAGUCAUCACAACUAAACAUGCCACAAAGUGAUAAGUGUGACAUCAUGGGAGAAGUUGUAGAGCAUAAACUCAUAGUACCCAAAAGACGUCCUUUGCCUGAGGUGUUGAAUGCUGUUCCCCAGUCGCGCGUGCAAGAUAAUACCCUUCAUUCUGGUGCAACAGACACAAACAAAGGGGCAAACCCUUUCAUAAAUCAGAAUAUAGCUACAGAUGUCACAGAGCUUGUUGGCAAAAAAAAUACUCCUGCACAUGCAAUAAAGGUUUUUAAUAAUGGUGCUUCCCAAGUUUACAGACAUGAAGAGCAAAUGCAUGGGGGACAUGUCAACGAAUUCCAUUCUGAUGCCCUAAAAACACAAAGCAGGAACUCAUCCUCUCUUCCCGAUUUAACUGACUGGAGUGAUAGAGGAGCUAUACAAACCCAUCUGAAGUCCAGUGAUUUUAAUCUUGGAGAUGUCCAUUUCAGUGUUAAUCCGGGCACAGUUUUAAUUAACACAUAUCAAAAACCCAAAGAACAUUCAUCAAACACCAACGUUCUAGAGACAACAUCCAAGUCUGUAACAUCACAAAAGUUAGCGCAACCUGCUGUACCUUCCUGCGAUAGCACAAUAGAACCAAACAUGGGAAUGAGAACUGUGCUGCACACAAGAGAUCCACAAGAAAUAAAUAGACUCAUCUAUCAAACUGAAUUCAGCAAUAUACUAGAGAAAGGGCAGGGUCAUUCUGAAUCUUCCGUUGAGGGAAUAAUUAUGGAUAACAGACAGAAGAAAGCUGAUAACAAUAACAACAGCCAAUCGAGAAUAAUGGAAUCAUCACAUGAACUGAGUAUACAGGAUAGAACAGCAAACCACAUGACAGAUAGAAGGCAGUUUCAAGUGAGCCUUGGAAAAGGUGUCUCGGAGCAAGCAAACAAGAUUCAUAGUGCUCUAGUUUCAAACGAUAACCAGAUAUUUAAUAGCCGGUAUAACAAUGGCAAGAAGAAAGAAAGCCAUCGUAGUAUUGGCAUUGUGCAGAGCCAAAAAGGAACUCCUUCAGCUUAUGGGGUGCCUCUGAGUUUUCAUACUAUAACACGUGGACAAAGCUUUGAUACAGAAAAUCUUGCAAAACAGGAAAUGAAAACAAAACGUAACGUCAACCAAACCCUUAUUAAUGAAGUUUGUAGUAAAUAUGCAAUAGCUGAAGAUGUACGCCUAGCAAAGCAAUCGGAGUCCUCAGUCGUGUCCCCUUUUCCCAGCCACAGUGAAGAUUUCCUAGAUGAUGUUUGUAACAUGUCAAUAAGUCCACCUCAUGUCCAGAACAUUAAUUUGGUAAAACAUUCUUUGAAUCCAUCUUCAGAACCUAUGAUAUCUCCGUCCAUUACCUCUGAGACUUCUGAAGGAAUCCAUUCUGUGACCACUUGUGGCACUAACAAUCCACCUUUAAAAGCUUGUACGGCAUUUUCCUUUACUACAGUGGUAGAGAACACAAGGAUUUACAGGAACAGAGAUUAUGUUCUGUCAGAUAUUGAAAAAACCGAGUACCAUGAACUGGUUACAAUUUACGACAGUCUUUCCCAUCAAGAUGAUGUAGAUUUCCUUCCUGAUGCUAUAACAAAAAAGGUUUGGGCACUAGAAUUCAAUAAAGCUUCCUCUGAUCCGUUGGAAAAUAUGAUACCGAGUUAUGAUGGAGUUGAAGGAAAAAGUCAUUCUAAACAACAGGACACAUUGAAACCAUCACCCUUCUACAACAUAGAACACAUACCACUCAAUCAAGGACUAAUGUCCUUUUCAGAUGAAGGAUCUCUGGCUUAUGAUGUUGAGGACAAACUACCUAAUUUGCCCUUAUCUCAGAGGCAUUUGCACAAAACAAGAGAGGAAUAUGCUUUAGACAGCACCCAGGUUCAACAAAAUAACAUCAAUGAUCACUUCCAUUCUGAGUCUCCUAGCAAGCACAAGUGGGACUUCUAUUAUACAUUGCCAAGCAGGAGAAGUCAUCAAAAGGAUUCUGGAAAGCAUCUUCAAAAACAUCACUUGCAUGGUGAAAAUGAUAUUUAUUUGUCUACAGAAAAGGCUGACCCUCCAAAGCAAACAUCUCCAGAUCAUUCCUUUGAUCCCAACUUCUGGAAGGAUGACCUUGAUUAUCCACAUACAUGUCUUUGCAGUUAUGAAAAAGAUGAUAUAAAUAAUCUUAAAAACAGUGAUACUCUGAUAAGUAAUCAGAACGCUUCCCAGUAUGAAGGUGUGCCUCAAGAUGAAACACUUUCGCCUCAUUACCACUCAAAAAAUUUAAAAGGUUUAAAUUCACACAAGCUCCAUUUCACGAAGAUCUCCAGCUCGCCAAGCAUUGAACCACUCAUGCAAAACCAAGCAAAUUUCAGCAAAGUGAGCGAAAUGUUACAUCGAAACAAACCUCCAUACUGUCCCGAAUAUCUCCAAAAUAAAAUGAAGGCUCUUACCAAUACUAGGAGGUUUAUUCAUUCCGUUGACAACACCGAGCAACGAGAAAAUUAUUUUAGCAGUCUGCCAUACAUGGAACAUUUUGGAAGUAGGACUAGGAUGAGCGAUGGGACAAACUCUCCGUAUGUGUUCUGUUCCAUGAAUGACGAGUACCAGGAUCCUUUGGACCCACAGCUACAUGGAUGGGGUGACCAAACAACCAACCAGCAGUCAAACUUGCACCGAUCAAAAAGUUUAAAAGGGUUGAACGUAGAAGAGGAACAUGAGCUGAAGAAUAGGAAAAGAAAGACUGAUGGUCAGUAUUCAUCGAAGAGCACUGGUGGAACGCUCAAUAACAUCAGUCCCUCUGUCUUCAAAAAUGUCAAUGAAACCAAGUGUAAUGGACAACUUUCACAUGACCUACUUAGGGAUGAAAAUGACAACUGUCCUACUUUUAGGACAAGCUACAUCCCCAAACCUGUAUAUACCUCCAAGUCUCUUGACUAUGGUAUAUUUGGGGAGGAGCAGCAAAAAGCUUUUUUGAACAAUGUAAAGAGAGCGCUCACUGAGGGCAGGCUCUGGAGACCUUGUUUUCUGAAAAAUCCUGGCUUUCUGAGAAGUGAAGCGCACCAGUACGGCGAUUCUCAAGGCUCGCGAUAUCAUUCUGAUGGAGAUGCACCCCACCUGCUGUGUCCCCAAGGUUUUCUCAAUAUAUACGAAGAUGAGGUUAUUAAUCGCUCCGACCCUGAAACUGAUUCAACUACCGACGAUGAGUAUUGCCUGGAUGACUUUGACAGAGAGACAGAACUCUAAGUCUAUAGACAAGGUUGUCCAAAUGCUUCUAAUUGCAUCUCCAGAGAUUGCAUCCAAAGGAUGCCUUAAUGCUUAUUUGUCUAUAUGUAUAUAUGCUUGUUUAUUCUGUAUGUGCAAUACUGAAAAUUAAAGGAGAAGGAAAGGUUAAAACUAAGUAAGCCUUAUCAGAAAGGUCCAUCUAAAUAUACCAGUAAACCCUCAAAGUAAUGUUGCUCUG